Molecule: messenger RNA, 846 nt
Organism: Ambispora leptoticha
Lineage: Eukaryota; Fungi; Glomeromycota; Glomeromycetes; Archaeosporales; Ambisporaceae
Source: the annotation of a GenBank genome assembly
AUGCCAAAAAUCAAAUCAAAAUCAAAACUAAGAACCGCGCUACUUAAACUUCAACAGGAGAAGUUAAUUCGAGAUAAACGAAUAAAUAACAAUAUACGCGACAACCGAAACCAUACUGGCAAUAAUAUCAUAGGUAGAAACACCUCAAAAGCCAAGCAUAAUAAAGGCAAUGACAAGAAUGUCAAGAUUUUGAGGCCACGACCACCUCCCUAUAAGCAAGGCGAAUCAAUCUUGUUGGUUGGAGAAGGAAACUUUAGCUUUGCAUGCUCCCUCGCAGAACACAUUCUAACCACGGGGGAAACAAUCACUGCGACCUCAUACGAUAAUGAAGAGCUAGUUUAUGAAAAGUAUGAGGAUGCGCGUGAGAAUAUUAAAAUCCUUCGAGAGUACGGUGCAACAGUGUUGUUUGAGAUCGACGGUACUCUCUUGGAGAAAUAUAAAGUCCUCAAGGGAAAACGAUUUGAUAAGAUUAUAUUUAAUUUCCCACAUGUCGGAAUGGGCAUAAAAGAUAAAGAUCGAAAUAUUCUCGCAAAUCAAAAACUUUUACAAGGCUUUUUUUCCUCCUCGUCAAAAUUUCUCAAAUCUAGCGUACUCCACCCAGCUGAAGAUGUAGCUGAUGGAGAAAUCCACGUCACCAUGAAAACAGGACCACCAUACGAUGAAUGGAAUAUCCGAAAGAUUGCAAAGAGCACUGGCAUUUUAGUAAUAAAAGAGACAAUUCCGUUUCUGGUGGAUCAGUUUCCUGGGUAUCAGCAUCGAAGAACUUUGGGAUUUAAGGAUGGAAUGAGCAAAUGUGGGAACGAAGAGAAAGGUGGCGGUGGACGAUUCUCAAAUACGGGAAAUUAA